CAAGCUCUUCAUCAUGGAGGCGUCGUCGUUACGGGGCGCUCUGGUUAUAUUGUCGGCUAUGUGCUGCCUCAGCUGCGGUCACUCGGCGCCGGAAGCCUCGGGCCUGCCUCGGGCCAUCCGCGUGCCACUGCGGCAAGGCGCUCGCGCUGAACCGUUACUGCCGCUGCCGCCUGCCGCGGGGAGACACGCGGCGCGGCGCAGGAGAGGAGCGGCAGCGAGCGGCAUCAGCUUCGUGGAUAUGAUCGAUAACCUGCGGGGGAAGUCCGGACAGGGAUACUACGUGGAGAUGGCCGUGGGUUCUCCUCCGCAGAAGCUGAACAUAUUGGUGGAUACAGGAAGCAGUAACUUUGCUGUCGGGGCGGCUGCACAUCCCUUUCUGCACAGAUACUACCAUCGCUCACUCUCCAGCUCAUACAAUGACCUCGGAAGGAGCGUGUACGUUCCUUACACCCAAGGCCGCUGGGAAGGGGAGCUGGGCACUGACCUAGUCUCUGUCCCACAUGGCCCCAACGCCAGCCUGCGUGCCAACAUUGCUGCAAUCACCCAGUCAGAUCGCUUCUUCAUCAACGGAUCCAACUGGGAGGGAAUCCUGGGACUGGCCUACGCUGACAUAGCCCGGCCUGAUGAGACAUUGGAGCCUUUCUUUGACUCUCUGGUUCGUCAGACCCCUGUCCCCAACCUCUUCUCUCUCCAGCUGUGUGGAGCUGGCUACACCCAAAACGACUUCCUCGGCAGCGCUACUGUUGGUGGCAGCAUGAUCAUCGGUGGAGUGGACAAAUCACUGCACGUAGGAGAGCUUUGGUACACUCCUAUCCGCAGGGAAUGGUAUUAUGAGGUCAUCAUCGUACGUAUUGAGGUUAAUGGGCAGGACCUCAACAUGGACUGUAAAGAGUACAACUAUGAUAAGAGUAUUGUAGACAGUGGCACCACCAACCUUCGGCUGCCUAGAAAAGUCUUCCAGGCUGCAGUCAAGGCUAUUGAAGCUGCCUCUUCGACUGAACAGUUUCCCUCUGGAUUCUGGCUGGGGGAGCAGCUGGUAUGUUGGCAGGUCGGCACUACACCCUGGCACAUCUUCCCAGUUAUCUCCCUAUACCUGAUGAGUGAAAACCGCAACCAGUCCUUCCGGAUCUCCAUCCUACCGCAGCAAUACCUGAGGCCAGUAGAGGAUGUGGCUUCAGCCCAAGAGGACUGCUAUAAAUUUGCCGUUUCCCAGUCGAGCACUGGAACAGUGAUGGGGGCUGUCAUCAUGGAGGGCUUUUACGUGGUCUUUGACCGUGAGAAGAAGAGAAUUGGCUUUGCUGUUAGCACUUGCCAUGUGCACGAUGAGUUUCGCACAGCCUCUGUGGAGGGCCCAUUCCACGGCGUUGACCUGGAGGACUGCGGCUACAACAUCCCUCAGACGGACGAGUCCACUCUCAUGACCAUCGCCUACAUCAUGGCCGGAAUCUGUGCUCUCUUCAUGCUGCCGCUGUGUCUCAUGGUGUGCCAGUGGCGCUUCGCCCGUUGCCUCCACCCACACGGGGACUUUGCUGAUGACAUAUCGCUCCUAAAGUGAAGGGGGAGAAGAAGGGAACAAAACUGGUCAUAGAGACCUUAACUUGAAACACAGGAGAGAAAUGGAUCUUGGGAACAGGGGAUGUAUGACAAGUGGGUUCUGUUGAAGGAGAGCUUUGAAAAGGUUUUUCAGGAAUAUAAUAUAUAAAGUAUAGAAAAUGCUGAGUGACAGUAUGUGAGGAUCCACAACUGACCUCAAGCAUUGGCGUCAACUUUGCCUGUUUGAGCCACCUAUGCAGAUCUGCAUGGUUAGAAGAACAGAAUGGUGAAAAUUGAGUCAAAUGUGAAAUAAAACAAUUAUGUCUUUAUUAUAAAUAGUGUAUAAAUAGACCACAGGGAAGAAUUGGAUUUGGAAUUUUGAAAGAUUUAUCUCAGCAUUGCAGAACUCCACACAGAGUGAUAUGGGAGCAAAAACCUAAUUUACAAACAUGGCUAAAUGAACUGGAUGUGACCGAAUACGACAAUGUGAAACCAUCAGUUAUGAUGGAUGGUAUGAUUUGAACAUUUAGUUUAUAGAUCUUUUCUUUGUGGCAUAUGAGUGAAUGAAACAAGUUGAUAAGUGUGAGCAUGCCUGUAAGUGUGCACAGCUGUACUGUAAUUGAAGAGUAUACAGAAAGAUUUAAUGAAAAUUAAGACAAAAAAACGAUACUAGCAUCUAUGAAGUUAAACUAUUUUGCAAAUGCCAGCAAAGAAUUCUGCAAGCAAAUCAAGUAAGCAUAAAGAGGCUAAUGUAUGGAAGUAUCAGAUUGUUACAGCAUUUACUGCAUAAAAUCAGUUUUAUGAUACUACUGAACAGAGUCAGCAUCAGAUGUCACCUUUUCUUCUUAUAUUGAUAUCUUAAAUCUAUUGUACAGAAUGCAUUCCAGGUCUUCUGUUUUGCGCAGACACACACACACACACACACAAAAUACACAUUGCUUACCAAACUGCUGCACCAUCUGAUUUGCAUAUGUAACAACAUCACUCAUUAACUUAAUAGGGCUUCUUUCACAGACACAAACAACCUAACUCAACACAUCUUUCAAUGGGGACCAUACACAGAAUGCUUGGACCAGGAAACCAGCCCAAAGUAUGUUAUAACACUAAAGAACUAUAUGUAUGUCUACAAGCGACAGUUUGUGAUGUGUCUCAGCAAGCUGUAAAUAGAAAAACUCAGAACUGUAUAUUUAUCUGUCAGGCGCUGGCAGCACUGUUCAACCAAUAAAGUAAUUAUUGUAACUGUCAAA
This is a messenger RNA of Hippoglossus stenolepis (Pacific halibut), 2780 nucleotides long. It is a transcript of the gene bace1, whose product is annotated as beta-secretase 1. Gene Ontology annotation, cellular component: endosome; trans-Golgi network; membrane. Lineage: Eukaryota; Metazoa; Chordata; Actinopteri; Pleuronectiformes; Pleuronectidae. Gene Ontology annotation, molecular function: aspartic-type endopeptidase activity. The coding region runs from base 14 to 1555 and encodes 513 amino acids. The transcript is spliced from 9 exons. The record is from RefSeq and is a predicted model, not a curated record. Gene Ontology annotation, biological process: amyloid-beta metabolic process; membrane protein ectodomain proteolysis.